Molecule: messenger RNA, 2172 nt
Organism: Podospora anserina S mat+
Lineage: Eukaryota; Fungi; Ascomycota; Sordariomycetes; Sordariales; Podosporaceae
Exons: 2
Coding region: 1-2172 (723 amino acids)
Biological process (GO): protein polyubiquitination; positive regulation of proteasomal ubiquitin-dependent protein catabolic process; ubiquitin-dependent protein catabolic process
Cellular component (GO): cytoplasm; ubiquitin ligase complex
Molecular function (GO): ubiquitin protein ligase activity; ubiquitin conjugating enzyme binding
Source: RefSeq, a predicted model, not a curated record
AUGCCAGAACUUCUACAGGCCGGUGUUUUCGACAAAGACACCCUGCCACUUCUGCAGGUCAUUCUGUGGGCAGCUUUGCAAGCUAUGGCUCUCGCUGCAGUUGGAGAUAUGACAAGGGGACCGAAUCGGCCUAUUUAUGUCGAGACCACGCCAGUAGACGACGAUCCGCUGCGCAUAGAUCCACCAGACGAGACCCCGAACGCUCAAGGCAAAGAAAAAGGAAAACAGGCAAAUCUUGCUGUCAGCCUUCCUCAGAACUCACCCACAACGUGGUUACCACCACCGCAGCUUGAAAACGAAGAAUUGAAUGACGGCGAACACUUCCUCGUCGAUUACCCCGUGCCAGAAACCCUUUCCUCGUACCCACCCGCGCUCAAAGAUAUACCAGAUACAAUCCGCACGGUUGUACGAUUAUCGAUAGACGCAGUCUUUGAACGAGCCCGUUCAGAGAAAGAGGCGGCUGUGGCAUUGGCCCAGCGUGUGGCCCCAGACACGGCGAGACAGGAGGAAGAGGAACAGGCAACAGAAAAUCAACAAAUGACAGAAGAAAAUGAACUACCCGCGGAGAGUUUGACAACGGCGGUGGUCGUUUCGCCUGCUUCUCGCGUGGAGGAUCAAUCACUACCAAGCGAGGCCCAAACCGAGCCAGAACGACCAACACUCAAGCCAUCCCGGUCCUGGCGUCGCAGGGUGUUCUCUCAUCGCCACUUGGAGCGGUAUAUAUCUCAGACCGGCGAAAAGAAUAACAACCAGGAAACUCCAGGAUCGCCCAGUGCUUUUAUUAGGCUCACAUUCAAAACCCUCAACCGUCCCUCAGACGGCACCAAGGAAUCUAGAGAAGAGAUAGAAUGCACCGCCUGUCUCGAACCCACUAAAAGAGCCGACUCGGUAAAAGCCGCCAUAUGCAACCACACCUACUGCAAACCCUGCUUCGAGCAGCUCGUCCUCACCGGCCUCCAAACCGAAGCCCAAUUCCCUCCAAAAUGCUGCCUCAACCCCAUCCCCUGCCGCACCAUCACAAAGUACACCUCACGAUCAACCCGAAAACUCUACAACGAAAAAUCUACCGAAUACGCAACCACCGACAGAAUCUACUGCCCCAUCCCCGACUGCGGCCGAUGGCACGACAAAACCACCAUCAUCACCCCCCAAACAGGCACCACCACCACCCCCUACCUCAAGUGCACCAAAGGCCACAAAAUGUGUCCCACCUGCCACCAAAAAGCCCACAAAAAAACCGAAUACUGCCCCCAAGACCCAGACUACCUCCACACCAAAGCCUUCAUCCAAGAGUCCGGCUGGCAAAAAUGCCACCGCUGCAAACGCGUCGUAGAGCACGUGUCCGGAUGUAGACACAUGACCUGCCCCUGCGGCGGCCAGUUCUGCUACGUCUGCGGCGCCAGGUGGAAGACUUGCUUCUGCGCAGAGAGACAGGUAGACGUGAUGAAAUCAAAAGCCGCCGCGCGCCGGCAUGAGAAACAACAGCAACAACAGAGCGAACCUGCCAGCAGCAGCAGCCAAGCUUCACAACCCACCACCACCCCAGCUGAUGAAUCAACACUCGCGAGACUGACCCAAAUAUCCGAGCACUCCUCCCUUCUCACCUUUAUCAUGACCUCGAUAACGGACCACCAAUCUGACAUUUUAAUCACGUCUCACUCCCGCGAAACAUCCCAGCUCGUCCAGUCCCAUGCCCUUCGCCGUCGCAGCUUGAAUCUAAAGCAAUCCACCGCCCUCACCCGCAUGCAAAACUCCCACAUUGCAGGUGUUGCCUCCCUUCAAAAGAAACACGAAGGCGUCGAAAGGGAGUUUUCUCUCAAAGUAGGAGAAUCCCCCUCUGACUCUAUCCCAGACGCAGGGAAAUCACCAGAGGAGAGGAAACUCCAGACUGGAUACGUCACCCUAAACCAAAAAAUGAGAUCAACACAAAACAGAGAGAUGGGGAUGUUAGAACUGGAGCAAAUUGUGGAAAAGGGGGGAAAGGAGAGGGAAUUAAUGAGGGAGAGGGAAAAACUUGAGCAGGAACUAGGACAAGAGGCUAGGGAGCUGAGACGGAGGCAAGUUAUGGAGGCAGAGUGGGGGAGGUUGGUUUGGGAGGAGAGGGGGAGGAUGUUGAGGGAGAUGGAGGAGAGGGAGAGGGAGGUUAUUAUUUUAGAGGGGGGAGGAGAGUAG